AUGCGGCUGUUAUCGCUUAACAGCGACGGCAGCCUUGACUGGGCCGUCUUCAAGAAGGACAUGCUUCCCCCCUACGCCAUACUCUCACACACUUGGGGACCCGACGAGGAUGAGGUCACAUUUACUGAUCUGACCAGCGGACAAGCUCGGAAUAAGGCGGGCUAUCGCAAGAUCAUGUUCUGCGGCGAGCAGGCCGCUCGUGACGGGCUGCGGCACUUCUGGGUUGACAGUUGCUGCAUCGACAAGACGAACAGUGCUGAGCUCACAAAAGCAAUCAACUCGAUGUUUCGCUACUAUCAAAGCUCAGAAAAGUGCUAUGUAUACCUUUCUGACGUGUCUUCUUCUGCCAAUGAUAGUAAAUGGUUCACGCGAGGCUGGACGCUCCAGGAGCUUCUUGCUCCUACUCAAGUUGAGUUCUACUCAUACCAGCAUCACCGCCUAGGCGAUAAAGAGUCUCUUGGCCAGCUUAUCCACAAGAUUACAAGAAUACCUAUAGAGGCAUUACAUGGAAAACCUUUGGACACCUUUAGUAUUAAGGUCCGGAUGGAGUGGGCAUCAGGCCGCCAGACAACGGAGGACGAGGAUAGCGCAUACUGCUUACUUGGGAUCUUUAAUAUCUUUAUGCCACUUAUCUAUGGCGAAGGCAAGCACAACGCGCUUCGGCGACUGCAAAAAGAGCUUGAUAAUAUUCCUACUACAGGUGUGUCAUUAGUUGCAGUUGACACCCGCUUUAUUAUACCCUUUGAACGCAAUCCACAAUUCAUUGGUCGCGAGUCGCUCCUCACGGACCUUGAUAGCAAGCUCUUUAUAGGUGAGCAAACAACCAAGACGGCCAUUGUCGGGCUUGGUGGGAUAGGCAAGACGCAGAUUGCCUUGGAGCUAGCCUAUCGGACAAAACAAAAAUACCAAAAUUGUGCGAUAUUCUGGAUUCCAGCAACGGAUUUGGACAGUCUCCACCAGGCAUAUCGAAAUAUCGCGCAGAAGCUCCGCAUACCAGGCUGGGAUGAGGAGAAGGCAGAUGUUAAGGAGCUAGUGCAAAUUUAUCUAAGUCAGGAAAAUAUCUGGCCGUGGUUAUGCAUUUUUGACAAUGCAGAUGAUAUGGGCAUGUGGAUCCAGCCGCCGGGAUCGGAGUCAGGACUUAAGCCAGGACUCAAGGUGGCUGUUAAGUUGGCAGGCCGGGAUAUAGUUGAGGUGCCGGAGCUGGACGAGGAGGGAGCAGCGCGGUUGCUUCUGAAUCUGCUCCUUAAUUCAUCAUAUCCUAGUGAUUACCAAGAUGCUAAGAUCCUGGUUCGAGAGCUCACUUACCUCCCACUGGCAAUUGUGCAGGCGGCAGCAUAUAUUAAUGAGAAUACUACUACAUUAAAGGACUAUCUUUUGCUUCUGAAGGAGCAAGAGGGAGAUGUGAUUGAACUCCUUAGUGAAGAAUUUGAGGAUGAGUGGAGAUACCAGUCUACCAAGAACCCAGUGGCGGUAACAUGGCAGAUCUCAUUUGAGCGGGUUCGCAGUCGUGAUCUACUAGCAGCAGAAUAUCUAUCAUUUAUGGCUUGCAUGCACUGGAAGGAUAUUCCACACUCAGUCCUUCCAGAGGGGCCAUCGCGCAAGAAGGAGCUGGAAGCUCUCGGAACACUUAAGGCGUACUCAUUUAUUGUCCAGCGCGGUGAGAAGAUGGCGUAUGACCUCCAUCGAUUGGUUCAUUUAGCGACUCGAAGCUGGUUGCGGGAAGAAGGCAUACUUGCACGAUAUAAUCAGGUGGCGAUUGAGAGAUUGGAUGAAGUAUUUCCAAGGAAUUAUUAUGAAAAGAGGACACAAUGGAGAAGAUUGUUACCACAUGCAGCAUCUAUAUUACAAGAAGGCGGUAUUAAUCAAUAUCAUAAUAGAAGGCUUAGCGUAUUAUGGAAGAGCUCUUAG
Molecule: messenger RNA, 1908 nt
Organism: Verruconis gallopava
Lineage: Eukaryota; Fungi; Ascomycota; Dothideomycetes; Venturiales; Sympoventuriaceae
Exons: 5
Coding region: 1-1908 (635 amino acids)
Source: RefSeq, a predicted model, not a curated record